AUUCCCAUUUCAUCGUCUCGCACUUCCCCAUACCUCUCUAUCCAUCUCCCCACUUCCCACACGCCGAUCGCACCGAAAAUUAUCCACCAUGGCCACCGCCGCACGCUCCAUCGCCUUCCCUCCCCCUCUGGCUUUCGUUUGCGAUCCGCAGAGCUCAAAAUGGUCCAGUAUUUGGAGCUCUAGCUCGGUUCAGGCCAUGAUGCCGAAGAAGGGGCUGCUGCAGACGCUGAGGUUGAGGGCGAAGGGAGUUGGCUGCGUUCGAGCCGGGGAGCGAGUAGAUGUGGACGUGAAGAAGGCCGGAGUGAAGGGGGAUGUCCUGCCGUCUGGCGAGUGGGCAGAGAAUUUUUCCUUGUUAAACUAUGAGGAUUUGUCCAAGUACUACGAAGAUGUUCUGUUCAAGCCCGAGGCGCAGCCGUCCACACACCUGGCGGAUGUGAUGUCGAAGACCAUCUUUACAGCGUCUCCAGAGCAAGCUCUCGAAGAGAUCGACCACUAUUUUGCUGAUAUUACAGGUGUUCCAGUCGUCGACUCUGAUCACCGAUGUGUUGGAGUCCUUUCGAAGAAGGACCGAACGAAAGCAUCUAGUUUGAAGGCUAAAGUAAAAGAGGUCAUGAGCUCCCCUGCAAUCACUUUGCCUGCUGAUAAGAUCGUUUCUGACGCUGCAGUUUUGAUGCUGAAGAACAAGAUUCAUCGUAUUCCUAUUGUGAAUGACUCCAACCAAGUUGUUGGUAUUGUGACAAGAACUGAUAUAUUCAGUGCAUUGGAAGGAGGCAGUGACAAGAAGUAGGCUAUGCGAUGCCGCUGUGUGUAGAAGUGGUGUGAAUGUCAUUAUAUGUUGUUAUGGACGAUGCCUGCAUUUAAUCAUCCAUGUGAGUGUUACCUGCCCGAUCUGCAAGGAUGCAUAUUCGGCAACCUUAUCUAGCUGGUUGAGAACAGAAUCGUAGGGAACGUAAUCAAACAAAAUCUGUCGAAUUUGCUGCAAGAUAAAGUGAUUCCCUCACUGCAGUGUUAGAUCUGGUAGGUUCCAAGUCUGCAAUGGGUAAAUACGAGAGGUAAGGAAUGAAACCUUGCUAAAUCCUACUUACUGAAGUCCCUAGGGAGGAUCGGUAAGGGUUUCUGGACGUAAAAGAACUUGUUUUAUACGACUUUUAGAUGACUUGUCUAGACCAGGCUGAACCUGGUAUGCUUGUUUAGAUGCUUUGGUUCUGAAACAUUAACGUGACAUUGAAACCCGUGGUCUCGUAAAUUGGAAAGAUGCAGACUGUUACACUCCA
Messenger RNA from Physcomitrium patens, 1274 nucleotides. RefSeq lists its product as uncharacterized. NCBI's taxonomy places the organism in Eukaryota, Viridiplantae, Streptophyta, Bryopsida, Funariales, Funariaceae. The record is from RefSeq and is a predicted model, not a curated record.